Dibothriocephalus latus is the source of this 471-nucleotide messenger RNA. The record is from the annotation of a GenBank genome assembly. NCBI's taxonomy places the organism in Eukaryota, Metazoa, Platyhelminthes, Cestoda, Diphyllobothriidea, Diphyllobothriidae.
GAUAUUGUGGAAAACGCCGCCUACUUGGAUUCAGACCUGCAGGCAAUGAGACAGCAAGACUAUCAGCUGGACAGUGGAGUUUUAAAGCCCCGGAGAGGCGACGAGACAGUCAACAUUCGCGGUGAAUCUGGCGUGAUUUCCAAGGGCAAACGUGCUCAGGAUGGUCUUUCAGAAAAAACAAUUCGCAACCAAAAUAAUUCAGUAGAUUUCACUAUACGGUUUUCAUGCUCAAUGCUGGCAACUGCUGUUUUUACCAACGCAAAUUCUGAACAGGAUAUCUGCCGGGAGAAUGGCUGCAAGGGCGGUGAUACACUUCCGCUUAUGGGUAAGGGUUACGCAAGGGCGAACAUGUUGAAGGCAAUGCGAAUCUGGGAAAAUGGCACAUGUCUCAGUUUUGUCGAACGCGAGCCCGACCGAGCCUCGGCUUACAUUCUUUUCACGGUUAAGCCCUUCACGGGCUCUCUGCAGUAG